This is a messenger RNA of Onychostruthus taczanowskii (white-rumped snowfinch), 1832 nucleotides long. It is a transcript of the gene LIF, whose product is annotated as LIF interleukin 6 family cytokine. The transcript has 2 exons. Gene Ontology annotation, biological process: immune response. The record is from RefSeq and is a predicted model, not a curated record. NCBI's taxonomy places the organism in Eukaryota, Metazoa, Chordata, Aves, Passeriformes, Passeridae. Bases 1044 to 1739 code for a protein of 231 amino acids. Gene Ontology annotation, cellular component: extracellular region. Gene Ontology annotation, molecular function: leukemia inhibitory factor receptor binding; cytokine activity.
GCGAGAGGGGCUCCUGAGGCUCCGGGAAUCUGCAUCCCCUGGGAACAGCCGGGGCCCCGGGGGCGCGGGGGGCAGGGUCCCCCCGUCCCGUGCGGGAGGGGAGCGGCGGGUCAGGGACUGGAACACGCCCAGGUAAAUCCUCUCCCACCUGGGCAGGGUAAAUAAAUCGAGGCUCGGAUUACCCGGCACCGGCGGCACGUCCGAGGCGCUGACAAGUGCGGGCGACUUCGGCGCUCGUCACUGCCCGGGGACUUCGCCUGGCAGUCCCACCGCGGCGGGGCACGGGACCCCCACCCUGACGGGGCCCUGCUGGUGGCAUCCAGGUCACCCAGCGGCGGGGACACCCUGGCCACCCUGCCCGAGGUCGCCCAGCGCAGUGGCGGGCUCCAGAGGCGGUUUGGCCUCUCCGAGCACGGGUGGAUCCCGGUUUGGGGGGUCCCAGCGGACUGAGGCUUGCAGCGCCCCGCUCUCAGCACGGAACGCCGGGGCGACCCAGCUGCCGGCGGCUCAAGGGUCCCCUUGUUCCGCGUCCAGGGACUUCCUGGCUGGAGUCUCCGGCAGCUGCGUCGUCUCUCCCCAGGGCUCCUCGGCGCUGCGCCCACUUCUCAGGCGGGGAAACUGAGGCAGGCCGUGGGGCCGGGAGCGGGAGGAAGGAGGGAGGGCACGCCGAGAGCAGGUUUCCUUGCGGGAGCCCCGCUGAGUCAGCCGGGCCGGGGUGGGGCCUUGCUCCCGUAGCGCCCGGACCAGGAUAACGGAGGAAAAAGCGUCUUGCACGUUUGAUUAAACACGACAGGUCGCCACCGGGCCGGUUGCGAAAUGUGGGAAUGCUGCGGGGCCCCUCGCCGGGAAGGGAGGCGGGGGAGCGCCUGCCGGGGGGCAGGUGAGGGGGACGGCAGCGGGAUGGGAGCUGCGGCACUGCCGGGACGGCAGAGCGGGGGGUCUGGGGAUUCCAGCCGAUCUGGGUGCACACCCCGGCGGGUGAGUCCCUGCUCCUGCUGGACACCCUCCUUCUGGGUGCCUGGAACUGGGAUCAUCCUGGGUGGAUGCAUCAGCGACAACGUGAUGGGCCAGCAUCGCCUCGUCCCGGUCCCCACCGUGACAGCGGCCUCUCUCCCCACACAGGCGUCGUGCCCUUCGUGGCCCUGCUCCUGCUGCAGCGGCGGCCCGUGGCCGGCCGGGCGCUGCUGGUCACCGGCUCCGGCUGCCCCAGCCACGGCUUGUGCCGCUCCAACGUGCAGGAGCAGACGCGCAGGCAGGUGGCCGUGCUCAACGCCACCGCCCAGGAACUCUUCAGCCUCUACCUGAAGUGCCAGGGAGAGCCGUUCAGCAGCGAGAGCGACAAGCUCUGCAACCCCGCCGGAAUCUUCUUCCCCGCUUUCCGCGUGAACCGGACGAGCGAGAGGAAGGAGGUGAUGGUGGCCAUGUACAAGCUCUUUGCCUUCCUCAACGCCUCGCUGGGCAACAUCACGCGCGACCAGGAGGAGCUGAACCCCAUGGCCAAAGAGCUCCUCGAGCGGCUCCACAACACCACCAAGACCACCCGAGGCCUCAUCUCCAACCUCACCUGCCUCCUCUGCAAGAACUACAACAUCUUCCAGGUGGACGUCAGGUACGGGGACAGCUCCAAGGGCAAGAGCGCCUUCAAGAAGAAGCAGCAGGGCUGCCAGGUGCUCAGGAAGUACGUGCAGGUCAUCGGCCAGGCAGCACGUGUCCUCCUACCUCAUCUCAGCCCCUCAUGAGCGCCCGCCCCGGCUACGCUGCCUCUCUGCUGCUGGGCGGCCCCCGCCGCUGCCUCCCGCAUUCCCGCCUUCCUAUUUAUUACCCGGACCCUG